AUGUCGUCGCUCAACAUGUCCUACUCGUUAGUAGUGAUGACUUACGAUCGUCUAUAUGCCAUACGGGAUCCUUACGGCAAUCGCCCUUUAUGUGUCGGAACAAUUUACGAUACCAAACAGUGUUCCUCCGUUCCGCUGGCUUAUAUUGCAGCUUCUGAGACUUGCGCUCUUCCGAGCUUUGGUAAGCUGAACUUCGAAGUGCAGCCCGGUGAGAUCGUAGAAUUAUCCCGAAAGGGCAUACGCUCUGUAUAUCAGAUGAAGCCACAAUUACCACAAGCCAUGUGCAUCUUUGAAUUCGUUUAUUUCGCCAGAAACGAUUCGAUCAUGCAAGGGCAGCAGGUACAAACCGUGAGAGAGUGUGGUAAAAUCCUUGCCCAAGAGAAGCAUGUCGAGGCAGACAUCGUCUCAAACGUGCCUGAUUCCUCAACCUCGGCUGCAAUCGGCUAUGCUGCUCAGUCGGGAAUUACUUACGAGCCAUGUCUUCACCGCAACAGCUACGUCGGGCGAUCCUUCAUACAGCCAUCAAAUGCAAUGCGGGGCGAUCAGCAAUCCACAAGAAAUUCGAACGUCGAAGGUCGCCGUAUCGUUCUUAUUGACGACUCAAUAGUACGAGGUAAUACAAUGCGAAUACUAGUGGACAUGCUAUGGAGCGCAGGUGCAAAGGAGGUACAUCUCCGCAUCGCGUCACCUCCAGUAAAAUUCCCAUGUUUCAUGGGAAUAAAUAUACCGACUGUUGAAGAGUUACUGGCUGGUACGCGAGACCUCACUGAGAUCACUGAACAUAUCGGGGCAACCUCAGUGGAGUACUUAUCAGUUGAAGGACUUCUCAAGGCAGUACAGUCAGGUAUCGAACGGCGGACAAACUUCGAUAUUGGCCAUUGCACGGGGUGUCUUACUGGAAAAUACCCUGUGGCCAUCGACUUUUAA
Messenger RNA from Cooperia oncophora, 927 nucleotides. Lineage: Eukaryota; Metazoa; Nematoda; Chromadorea; Rhabditida; Trichostrongylidae. The record is from the annotation of a GenBank genome assembly.